ACCCCUGUACCCACUAUGAGGGAACAGUGGUGGGUCGGGCAAAAAUGGGAGCCAAAGGUGAGCAGGAUACAGGAGCCAACGGGCUGUACAGCGAAGGCUCCGGAAAGUGCACUCAGGGAGAGAGAAGCUCUGAGCGACGAAAAAGCGCCAGCAACUGGGCACGGUGGCCAACCCGGGACGAGGCACGGCCGCUGUGAACCAGCCCAGUCACCCGUUCGGCUGCGCCACGCUCAAGAUGGCGCCCGGCACCAGCCCAACUCCGCCACACUCUUCUCGCUCUCGAUUGGUGAGGUGGGCUGGCAGUCUGUAACACCAGCCAAUCAGCUCUCCCGCUGCGGCUCCGAGGGCGGUGCCGCGACCUGGCCUUGGCGGAGGGUGUUUUCCGGCUGUCACGGAAUGAGCCACCUGGGCCCGUGUCUGAGCCCACGGUGCCUCUUGCGUGGGCCCUGGGCGGUGUCGUGGGGGCUGCGCCGCGUCUCGGUGGCGGCCGGUCUGCGCCAGGGCCCGGCGGGCUCCAGCACCGCCUCUCCCUCGGGCAUGGAGGAAUUGCUGAGCCGCGCCGUCCCGCCACUGCCGCCCUACGAGACCAAGGAGAAGGCGCCGCCCCCGGCGGAGCUGCGCAGCGCGGAGUUCGUGCGGUUCUACCGCGGGCUGGCGGCCGGGGCGCCCCGCGCCGAGCUCCUCACCCGCUUGGCCCGCGACUUCGGCGUGGACCACGGCCGGGUGGCGGAGUUCAGCGCCAAGGUGCUGCAGGCCCGGGAGCAGCAGCGGGAGCCGGGGGCCCUGCUGCAGGCCGAGGACCGGCUCCGCUACUACCUCAACCCCCAGUACCGGGGGCUGUUCCAGCACCUGGGCCGCCUGGAGGGGGGGCUGCGCUUCCUCGUGGAGCUGAGGGGCGACCUGGUGGAGGGGCUGGCGAGCAAGGCGGUGGACGGGCCUCAUGUCAAGGAAAUGAGUGGAGUUUUAAAGAACAUGCUUUCGGAGUGGUUCUCAACAGGAUUCCUGAACUUGGAACGGGUCACUUGGCAAUCACCUUGUGAAGUACUCCAGAAAAUUAGUGACUCUGAAGCCGUGCAUCCUGUUAGAAACUGGGUUGAUAUGAAGCGUCGAGUUGGGUCAUAUAGAAGAUGCUACUUUUUUUCUCACUGUGCAAUCCCAGGAGAGCCCUUGAUAGUCUUGCAUGUUGCACUAACCAGUGACAUCUCCAGCAGCAUCCAGGCCAUAGUGAAAGAAGUGCCACCUUCAGAAACAGAAGACACAGACAAAAUUACAACAGCAAUUUUCUACUCCAUCAGUUUGACUCAGCAGGGGCUGCAAGGUGUGGAGCUUGGGACUUACCUCAUCAAACGGGUUGUAAAAGAGCUGCAGAAAGAACUUCCUCAGAUAAAAACUUUUUCUACUCUUUCACCUAUCCCGGGGUUCACAAAGUGGCUUGUUGGUCUCCUCUCCUCACAAACAAAAGAACUAGAAAGAAAUGAACUUUUUACAGAAUCAGAGCGGCAAGAAAUCUGUGAGAUCACAGGAGACUCUACUACUGAAACACUAAAGAAACUCUUAAAUAACAAUGAGUGGGUGAGAUCAGAAAAAUUAGUCAAAGUGCUCCAUUCGCCAUUGAUGAGACUCUGUGCCUGGUAUCUGUAUGGAGAGAAGCAUCGCGGCUAUGCUCUUAAUCCUGUAGCAAAUUUUCAUCUCCAGAACGGCUCGGUGCUGUGGCGGAUAAACUGGAUGGCGGACACGAGCCCUCGGGGCAUCGCUGCUUCUUGUGGCAUGAUGGUCAAUUACCGCUAUUUCCUCGAGGAGACUGCCAGUAAUAGCGCGGCCUACCUGGGGACUAAACAGAUUAAAGCCUCAGAGCAGGUUCUUUCCUUGGUGUCUCAGUUCCAGCAAAAUAGCAAGCUUUAAUUAAAUAGUAUGAAAACUAAGAACUAGUUCCUUGCCUAUAAAGAUCUGUAAUAUUUCACAAUUUCUAUAUUUAAAUGAGAAUGUCUAUUAUAAACCAAAUGUACUCAGCGCAGUGGGAUGCCAGGUGAUCUAGGUUAUCUGUUUUCUUGCUUACAUUGCCACAUACUCAAAACCUGAUUUGCUGUGAUUGAGUCACUGCAAGUUCUAGACAUCUGUUAUGUGCAAAUGAGUUGGAGGUCUGUAUUGAAGGCGGGGUAAAAUUCUGUCAAUCAGUUUCUCAGGGGUAGCUUGAAUGGAAAAUACUUGAAUCCUACCGUUAUUCUCUUGACAAUAAACCUGUAUAAACUGUGUCUUUGAAAGAA
This is a messenger RNA of Columba livia (rock pigeon), 2264 nucleotides long. RefSeq names its product malonyl-CoA decarboxylase (gene MLYCD). Gene Ontology annotation, molecular function: malonyl-CoA decarboxylase activity. The record is from RefSeq and is a predicted model, not a curated record. Gene Ontology annotation, biological process: acetyl-CoA biosynthetic process; fatty acid biosynthetic process; malonyl-CoA catabolic process. Gene Ontology annotation, cellular component: mitochondrial matrix; peroxisomal matrix. Lineage: Eukaryota; Metazoa; Chordata; Aves; Columbiformes; Columbidae. The coding region runs from base 16 to 1902 and encodes 628 amino acids. The transcript has 5 exons.